This is a messenger RNA of Megalops cyprinoides (Indo-Pacific tarpon), 2096 nucleotides long. It is a transcript of the gene scara5, whose product is annotated as scavenger receptor class A, member 5 (putative). NCBI's taxonomy places the organism in Eukaryota, Metazoa, Chordata, Actinopteri, Elopiformes, Megalopidae. Gene Ontology annotation, molecular function: ferritin receptor activity. The coding region runs from base 345 to 1844 and encodes 499 amino acids. Gene Ontology annotation, biological process: iron ion transmembrane transport. The record is from RefSeq and is a predicted model, not a curated record. The transcript is spliced from 9 exons. Gene Ontology annotation, cellular component: plasma membrane.
AGUAAAUACGUAUCUAAUUAGAAUAGCCUUUGCGAGGCUAAACGUCGCACUGUGCUCACCCUGCAUUCGCUUGUUAAAACUAUACUGACAGAUCCAGGCAUCGCUGGUGCGGAUGCGCAGUUCACUUGUUGUGAGUUAUAGUAUUUAUCUGUUAUGGGUCUUUUUUUCUCUACAGAACUCAGCAAUUGAGAUGAAAGCCUGCUAAGACCCUUACUCAAAAAUAAGUUUACAAGCGAAAAAACAUUCGUCCUGAUAAAAAACCCAGGAUUAGAAACAUGAAGUGCUAGUGUUCAACUGUGGAGCUAUUCACGCAUGCUUUAUAUUCACAAGUGACGAGCAUCUCCAUGGAGAACAAGGCCAUGUACCUGAGCACGUACGAGGAGAGGGAGAACGGCUCCUUCUAUGAGGAAAGCUAUGAAGGCAUCAACAGCAGGAACCUGUCCAAACUCAACCUGUGUGAAGAAGUCAGCUCCACCAAGAAGAGAAGAAAACCAGACAACUGCUGUGGCCACUUGGAUUCCCUGUCAGCCAUCAAGUAUGCCAUUGUGUCCCUGUAUAUACUGGUGCUGCUGAGCAUUUUUGGUCUCUGCAUAGCAGUCUCCAGGUCGCAGGUGUCUUCCGAAAAACAAGAGGCGCUGACGGAGAACGUGACCCGACUGGGCGACAGGUACCGAGAGCUGCAGGAGUCCCUGCGGCAGCUGUCCGACCAGACUGACAUCCUGGAAAACAUCUGGAAGCUGGAGAGCCUCUUCCAGAACCACUCUCAGACGCUGCAGCAGCUGGGCCUGGAGAUACGCAGGCUGGAGCAGGACGUGCAGGGCCUGCGGGCGCAGUCGGAUCAGACGGCCGGCGUGGUGUCGGAGCUCGGGGACCACGUCGGCGGCCUGAGCCUCUCCAGCCACCAGAACGUGAGCAGCCUGAGCGCCGACCUGGCGCGGGCCACCUCUUCGCUGGUGGCCCAGGACGCCCUGCUUCGCGAGACCGCCGGCGCGGUGGACGGCCUGCGAGACAGGCUGGAGGAGAUCAGCUGGACCGUGGGCUCGGUGAACCGGACGUUCGCCGGCGACAUCAGCGUCCACCACCUGAAGAUCCAGGACCUGCAGGUGCAGAUCAGCAACGUGACGCAGGACGCCAGGACUAUGAGGGUGGCGCAGAUCCUCCUGGAGGAGCAGAUGAAGAAUGAGAUUGAGAUCCUGAGCACCAUCACGGAGGACCUGAGGCUGAAGGACUGGGAGCAUUCUGUGGCCCUCAAGAACCUCACCGUCAUAGAAGGCCCUCCAGGACCGAAGGGUGAAAAGGGAGAUGUGGGACCCCUGGGUGCCCCUGGAUUGCCGGGCCUGACUGGGAUGAGGGGGAUCGCAGGAGAGAAAGGGAUCCAAGGCCCCCGUGGACUGAAGGGCUCGGCAGGGCUGGAUGGGCUUCCUGGGGCUACAGGCAACCCCGGACCCAGGGGGCCAAAAGGUGAAAGAGGUGAUAAAGGUCAGAAAGGUGACAAAGGAGAUAGAGGGGACAAGGGCGAAAAGACAGACAUGCUGGUGAGGCUGGUGAAUGGCACAGGGCCACACGAGGGACGGGUGGAGGUGUUCCACGAGAAGCGGUGGGGCACUGUGUGUGAUGACGUGUGGGACAAGAAGGACGGUGAUGUUGUCUGCAGGAUGCUGGGCUACAAAGGAGCCAGAGAGGUUUAUAAAACAGGAAGGUUUGGCCAAGGUAAUGGGCUGAUAUGGAUGGAUGAUGUGGCAUGUGUGGGGACAGAGGACACUAUUCAUGAGUGCAAGUUCUCUGGCUGGGGAAAGACCAACUGUGGACACGUGGAGGACGCCGGAGUUACGUGCAACACCUAGCGUCCUGCUCUGAGCCUCUGUGAGCUCGCCUUAUCGACUGCAGAGCUGUGGCAAGCGGACGGCGAGGGACAGCGUUGGAGCGCGUAGCCGCUGCAGCUCCACAACAUGAAACGGAUUCAGCAGUGUCUCGCAAACACGGUUUGACCUUAAGACUCCAAACACGCCACUGGGCCAGCAGCAGCCCGUGUAAAGCAGGUGAUACUUUGGCUCAUAUUUCUGGAGCAGAUAAACUGUACUGCAACAAGGAACCAA